Molecule: messenger RNA, 2595 nt
Organism: Miniopterus natalensis
Lineage: Eukaryota; Metazoa; Chordata; Mammalia; Chiroptera; Miniopteridae
Gene: VIPAS39
Product: VPS33B interacting protein, apical-basolateral polarity regulator, spe-39 homolog
Biological process (GO): intracellular protein transport; vacuolar transport
Cellular component (GO): cytoplasm
Source: RefSeq, a predicted model, not a curated record
CUAUUCUAUGCCGCGUAGCCAGUCUAGAGAGGCUUGUCUAGCGGCGGAAGAGCCUGGCGCGGUCCCGAUUGGGAGGGCUCGGUGUGGAAGAGAUGAAUCGGACAAAGGUUGAUGAGGAGGAAUACUGGAACAGCUCCAAGUUCAAGGCUUUCACCUUUGAUGAUGAAGAUGAUGAGCUCUCACAGUUAAAGGAAUCCAAGCGGGCAGUGAAUAGCCUUCGAGAUUUCGUGGAUGAUGAUGAUGAUGACGACCUGGAGAGAGUCAGCUGGAGCGGGGAACCUGUGGGAAGUAUCUCAUGGUCCAUCAAAGAGACUGCUGCUCAUAGUGGGUCAAACCAUGAGGGGCGUGAACAGCUGAAGAGCCGAAACAGCUUCUCCUCCUAUACACAGCUACCCAAACCUACUUCUACUUACUCCCUGACCAGCUUUUUUAGAGGGAGAACUAGACUUGGAAGUUUCCAGUCCCUUUCUGAUGCUCUUUCAGACACACCUGCCAAAAGCUAUGCUCCAGAGCUGGGGAGACCCAAGGGGGAAUAUAAGGACUACAGCAAUGACUGGAGCCCCAACGACACGGUGCGGCGCCUUCGGAAGGGCAAGGUCUGCUCACUAGAAAGAUUCCGCUCCUUACAGGACAAGCUACAACUCCUAGAAGAAGCAGUAAGCAUGCACGAUGGAAAUGUCAUUACCGCAGUUCUGAUAUUCCUGAAGAGGACACUGAGCAAAGAGGUCCUCUUCCGAGAGCUAGAGGUGCGACAGGUCGCCCUGAGACAUCUCAUUCACUUCCUUAAGGAAAUAGGGGAUCAAAAGCUGCUUUUAGAUCUCUUCAGGUUCCUAGACAGAACAGAAGAGCUUGCGCUGUCCCAGUAUCGAGAGCACUUGAGCAUUCAGGACCCUGAGAAACGAAAAGAAUUUCUUAAGACCUGCAUUGGUUUGCCUUUUUCAGCAGAAGAUUCUGCACACAUACAAGACCAUUACACGCUCCUGGAACGUCAGAUCAUUAUUGAGGCAAAUGAUCGCCAUCUAGAAGCAGCGGGACAGACUGAGAUCUUCCGGAAGCACCCCCGCAAAGCCUCCAUCCUCAACAUGCCACUAGUGACGACACUUUUCUACUCCUGCUUCUACCACUACACGGAGCCCGAGGGGACAUUCAGCAGUCCGGUCAACCUGAAGAAGACAUUUAAGAUCCCAGAUAAACAGUAUGUGCUGACUGCCUUGGCUGCUCGCGCCAAGCUCCGGGCCUGGCAUGACGUAGAUGCCCUCUUUACCACAAAGAACUGGCUGGGCUACACCAAGAAGAGAGCACCCAUUGGCUUCCAUCGGGUUGUGGAAAUUCUACACAAGAACAGUGCCCCUGUCCAGAUACUACAGGAGUAUGUCAACCUAGUGGAAGAUGUCGACACAAAAUUGAACUUAGCUACCAAGUUCAAGUGCCACGAUGUCGUCAUUGAUACUUGCCGGGACCUAAAGGAUCGGCAGCAGUUGCUAGCGUACAGGAGUAAGGUGGACAAAGGAUCUGCAGAGGAGGAGAAGAUCGAUGCCAUUCUCAACAGCUUGCAAGUCAGAUGGAAGAAUUAACUUGUGUCAGCUACCCUGAGACCCGCCUCGUUUCUUCCUUUCCUGCCUGUGAAAGUAGAGUGUGCUGUCAUCUGGGAGAGUUACUGUAGCACAUCACUUGGUCCUGUCAUCAACAGGUGACACCUGCUACUUUUGGGACAGAAACCAGUGCCUGGGCACAGACAGCUUGGGACUGAUCUUCUGUCCAAGGGCCAUCAUCUGAGGGCCAAGGUCUAAAGCUUCAGUUAUUGGGAAAGAUUCUCCCCACCUGGUGCUCACGUGAAGGUGGGAGUCAUUUCUAGACUGGGUCCAUAUUGGGCAAGAUAUCUCUUGGUCUGAGAAAAAUGACUGCUCUGCAAAAGAAGUCUCCUAGACUAAGAGAUGCAGGUGUCAUAGGUGGACCACUCGGUUCCUCUCAGCUAAUUAUGACCCUGGACUUGGUGCUGGACAUUGGCAAUUCUACUGUGAAUGAAGUCAGAACAGAACCAAAAUGGCUCUCUCCCAGGGGCCUCAGGAAGGGGUGCCAGUGUGGCCAGGACCUGCUGGAGGUGCCCUCACACCAGAUUGCACAGAGCCCUCCCGUUAUGACAGGUGGCCCAGACAUUGUGUUUCUUCAGCCAGUGUCCCUCCACUGCCCCAGUGUAGCCACUGUUCAAAAACUUGUGGUUCCUCUCUCACCUGCAGACUGAGAUGACCUUGUGUGGGUGACGAGAACAUCCCCUUUAUCAUUUCCUCUCCUUCUUCUGCCCCAGACCAUACACUUGUAUGGAGCUUAGAUUCAGCAGAACUGGAGCUCUCCCUUUGUGCAUAGAUCUCAUUAUGUCACUAGGAGCUUCUAGAAGUUCCACCAGGGCUAAGCUCAGCAGCAUUUCUGACUGUUUGGAUAUUGAGAUGGAGGUUUUAGUUUCAUGCUUGGUUUUUAAGAGUUUGUUCUGUAAUGCUAAGUUCCUGCCCUGUACCAAUAUUGGCCUCUCUUCUCAGUGACCGGACUGGGUUUCCCCAAACAUGCUAGAGUCCUAAUAAAGCUGUUUCUUCCUUGGUG